Molecule: messenger RNA, 2129 nt
Organism: Punica granatum (pomegranate)
Lineage: Eukaryota; Viridiplantae; Streptophyta; Magnoliopsida; Myrtales; Lythraceae
Source: RefSeq, a predicted model, not a curated record
GAUAGCCCUAGCUAGCUCUCCUCCUCAUUACUAAUAUUUAACUCUCUCUUCUGUCGCUCUUGUGACCACCACCUCUCCUGCAAAAAGUAUAUAUUAUAAGUAGUCGUCGUCGUCAUCAUCGUCGUCAUCUUUGCCAUCACCGUCAUUCAUUCAACAACUAUUUCUUAGUUGCAUCACCAAGUGAGCAACGUAAACCAUUCCCUGAUAACACGCAUAGAUCCAUUUCUUCUCUGGUAGAGAAAAACACAUACAGAUUCAAUAUGCCGUACCAACUCUUGUCGAAGAUCGCGACCAGCGACCGGCACGGCGAGAAUUCACCCUACUUCGAUGGGUGGAAGGCGUAUGAUAAGAACCCUUUCCAUCCUACACUGAAUCCUGAUGGAGUCAUUCAGAUGGGCCUCGCCGAGAAUCAGCUUUGCUUCGACUUGGUUGAAGAGUGGGUUCGGAAGAACCCUGAAGCAUCAAUCUGCACUUCCGAUGGAGUCCCCAAGUUCAAGGAUGUUGCAAUCUUUCAGGACUAUCAUGGCCUGCCCGAGUUCAGACAGGCUGUUGCGAAGCUUAUGGAAAGAGCUAGAGGUGGGAAGGUCAAAUAUGAUCCGGACCGAGUUGUGAUGAGCGGUGGAGCAACCGGUGCCAACGAGACAAUUAUGUUUUGCUUGGCUGACCCCGGAGAUGCUUUUCUCGUACCAUCGCCAUAUUAUCCAGCAUUUGCGAGGGACUUGAGGUGGAGAACGGGGGUGGAGAUGAUCCCGGUCCACUGUAAGAGCUCAAACAACUUCCAGAUAACCAUAGAAGCCAUGGAAGCAGCCUAUGAGAAAGCCCAACAAGGUCCCAACCCCUCUAACAUCAAAGGUUUGAUCAUAACCAACCCGUCGAACCCUCUUGGGACAACACUGGAUAGGGAAACCCUCAAGGGAUUGGUGAGAUUUGUGUGCGAGAAAAAUAUCCACCUCGUUUGCGACGAGAUAUACUCGGCCACAGUCUUCAAGCCUCCUCACCUAGUUAGUGUCUCCGAGGUCAUGGAAGAGGUGGGAGGCUGCAACAGGGACCUCAUCCACGUGGUCUAUAGCUUGUCCAAGGACAUGGGCUUGCCGGGCCUGAGGGUUGGGAUUAUCUACUCAUACAAUGAUGCAGUUGUGAGUUGUGCUCGGAAGAUGUCCAGCUUCGGGUUGGUGUCCUCUCAGACUCAGCAUCUUCUCGCUUCCAUGCUUUCUGAUGAGGAGUUUAUCGGACAGUUCAUAAGGGAGAGUUCGAAGAGGCUAGCAAAGAGGCACACUCUCUUUACCAAAGGACUAGCUCAGAUGGGAAUCAGCUGCCUCGACAGCAAUGCAGGCCUCUUCUUUUGGAUGGAUUUGCGGCCCCUUCUCAAAGAACAAACUUUUGAAGCCGAAAUGCAGCUGUGGAGGGUGAUAAUAAAUGAUGUGAAGCUUAAUGUGUCGCCCGGUUCUUCUUUCUGCUGCACUGAGCCCGGGUUCUUCAGGGUUUGCUUUGCAGAUAUGGACGAUCACACUGUUGAAGUAGCACUCAAUAGAAUCCGAGCCUUUGUGCUCAGGGAAGAGCAAUGUGUCCACAAUAAGAACCAGGCCGGUACAACAUUGAAGAAGAGACGAAACUGGCAGAAUAAUGUCAAUCUUCGGCUGAGUUUCUCGUCUCGGGGAUACGAUGAGAGCAUCCAGUCGCCUCACAAGAUGUCCCCUCAUUCACCAAUUCCACAGUCCCCACUUGUUCAAGCAAAGACAUAAAUGCUUCGCCUUCACGUAUAUUUGAUCGACGCGGGCCAACACCGUGAGUCGUGACCAAGGUAUUAUUGGUAUCUCGUUUUUACGGCAUAUAGUACUAAUUAUUAAUCAGAAAUGCGAUUAAGGUUGAGAUUGACAGAAUAAGUUGCAGUAUCUGAGGUCAAUUUACUGUAGGGUCAACCUUACAGAUUUUUUUUUUCCUCCCCUCCCAAGGUGUAGUAUUUGGGUGGACCAGUAACUGAGGUUUUUGUGGAACGAAUUGAUGUUUCAUUCAGAAAAUUAAGAGAUUAAUUAAUGUGUGUGUUAGUCGUCCGUGAUGGACAAGAAGCUCCCAGCCUAUGCAGCUAUACUUGUAUUCUUUAUCAGCUGAAUCAAUAAUAUGCAUGUGUG